AGCGUGGACACUAGCCAUGAACUGAUGACCUCUCUCGACCCCAGAAGUAGAACUGUGGUCAUGAGCACAUCAGUAGAACAGGAGCACGAACUCACGUCAGGGACAGAUCAAAGCCAUGGUCAUGCUCAUGGUCAUGUUCAUGGUCAUGGUCAUGGUCAUGGUCAUAAUCAUGGCCAUAGUGGGAAGAAAGUGAUCCCGCCCGGGGAAGAGGCGGAUGCAUCUGGUGCUCGUCCUUAUUUACAGAGGAGAGAGUCUGCGAUAUCCUUCAGAGAAACAGUCGAGAGGGUGCAGUUAGUGCCGAAGGAGAGAGGACUUAAUGAUGACGAGGAGGAUGGUGGGGAGGAUCUUGUGGCUUUAAGGUUCGAGCAGUCCCUCAAGGACCCAGAUUCCGCCAGCAAAGAGUCUUCGGAGUUUGUGGCUAAGAGAAAGGAGCACUACGACACCUACAUGGACCUGGGACAGGCCAGACGACUGGCUAGACUGGCACUAGACGCCGAGACGGGGGAGCCGACCAUUACCAACACAGAAGGCUUUACACAGGAUACGAUGGAUGGAACGUGGACACAGGAUACCGUGGGGACCAUAGGGGGGACCACUGGGGGGUCAAUAGGAGCGGACGAGACUGAUCUGUGAUAAGGAUUGAGAUUCUUCCCAUCAAUCCAGUCCAAAAGCUAACUAAAUAGUUUAUAAUGGAUUGUGAGGUGGAGCAAGAAGAUUGGCAGAA
Symsagittifera roscoffensis is the source of this 724-nucleotide messenger RNA. RefSeq lists its product as uncharacterized. The coding region runs from base 25 to 633 and encodes 202 amino acids. Lineage: Eukaryota; Metazoa; Xenacoelomorpha; Acoela; Convolutidae. The record is from RefSeq and is a predicted model, not a curated record. The transcript has 5 exons.